Molecule: messenger RNA, 3672 nt
Organism: Chara braunii
Lineage: Eukaryota; Viridiplantae; Streptophyta; Charophyceae; Charales; Characeae
Source: the annotation of a GenBank genome assembly
GGGUGACAACCCUGCCUCCAACAGUCUGGCGCCUCGACGACGCCGGACCAUAGUGGGUGCAGCUGCUGCUGAUGUUGUUGCUGGUCCAACCACUGCAGCUGCUGCUGUUGUUCGAUACCGCGAUGUUGUCGCUGGUGCAACUGCUGCUGCUGCUGUUCGAUACCGUUGUGUCGUCGCUGGUGCAGCAGCUGUUGCUGCUGUUCAAUACCGCUAGGUUCUCGCUGGUGCAGCUGCUGCUGCUGCUGUUCGAUACCGCUAUAUUGCCGAUGGUGCAGCAGCUGCUGCUGCUGCUGUUCGAUGCCGCUAUGGGGUUGCUGCUGUUCCAAACUGCGCGAGGCCUGCUGCUGCUGUUCGAUACCACUAUGUUGUCGUUGGUGCAGCUGCUGCUGCUGCUGUUUGAUACCGCUGUGUUGUCGCUGGUGCAGCAGCUGCGGCUGCUGUUCGAUACCGCUAUGGGGUUGCUGGUGCAGCAGCUGCUGCUGCUGCUGUUCGAUACCGCUACAGGGUUGCUGCUGUUCCAAACCGCGCCGGACCCUCCGAUGGUCUGGCGUCGUCGAGGCGCCGGACCCUCCAAUGGUCUGGCGCCUCGACGACGCCGGACCAUAGUGGGUGUAGCUGCUGUUGAUGUUGUUGCUGGUCCAACUGCUGCUGAUGCUGCUGCUGUUCCAUACCACUAUGUUGUCCCUGGUGCAGCUGCUACUGCUGCUGUUCGAUACCGCUAUAUUGCCGAUGGUGCAGCAGCUGCUGCUGCUGCUGUUCGAUACCGGUAUGGGGUUGUUGCUGUUCCAAACCGCGUCGGACCCUCCGAUGGUCUGGCGUUGUCGAGGCGCCGGACCCUCCAAUGGUCUGGCGGCUCGACGACGCCUGACCAUACUACUGCUGCUGCUGUUCGAUACCGCUGUGUUGUCGCUGGUGCAGCAGCUGCUGCUGCUGUUCGAUACCGUAUGGGGUUGCUGGUGCAGCUGCUGCUGCUGCCGCUGUUCGAUACCGCUAUGGGGUUGCUGCUGUUCCAAACCACGUCGGAUCCUCCGAUGGUCUGGCGUCGUCGAGGCGCCGGACCCUCAAAUGGUCUGGCGCCUCGACGACGCCAGACCAUAUGGGGUGCAGCUGCUGCUGAUGUUGAUGCUGGUGCAACUAUUGCUGAUGCUGCUGGGAACCGCUGUCGACACCGUGCUGUUCGAAACCGCUGUCGGGUUGCUGCUGAUGAUCUUGCAGCUGCUUGCUCGUCAGGGGUCUCAACACCGAAGGUUGUCGGAAGGGCGGUCACGUUCCAAGAGAAGUAUUGGGCGAUCGAUUGGGACCUCGGUAUGAAAGUUCCCUGUUGCGGGCCAUGCAUUUUCUUGCGGGAUGAGAGUGGUGGUUACUACCCGUGCGGGGGUAUCAAGACUUACUCGUUUGAUAAGAACAUGCCUGACGAGGAGUACAUGAGAUUCCAUUUGACGACGUGUUUCAACCGCGACGGUCACGAGGUGCUUGACAACUACAAGCUCAUGUCUCUCCAAGUCGACAAGUUCCAAGGUUACGGCAUCCGCGCUGCAUCAAUGCCGCCGUUCGACAAGUCGCAGAAGAAGGAUGCGUCGCAGAUGGUGAUGCUAACGCCGUUCGAGUUCCUCAAACGCAUUAAUUGCUAUAAGGUGUCGAACCAUAUCGUGACGAUUGACAACAGCCUGCAGUUGUCAACUCCCUUCGUGCCUUUCGACUGUGAUCUUGGAGACUUCGCAGACAUGGCGGUAGGCAAGAGUUGUGGGGAGCCGAAAACAGCUGCCCGUAUGAGCAAAAGUGGGGCCGCAUCGACACAGGGAAAGAGCGUGAGCAAAUCAGCUUCUCUGCUCCAGCCGAAGGGUGUGUCUGCGACGCGGGCACCAUCACAUGCAGAAUAUGCGGCACGCGUUUCUUUGAAUCCGGCUGGUGGGGCCACUGACCAUGAGGAUGACGACGAAAACACAGAGGAGGACUCGCGCUUCAGACAAUGGGACGGUGGGCGGUGGCCCGAUGGCAAUAAUGCGAAAGACAAGGAAGGGGACGACGACGAACAGCGGUCCCGCGACGACACACACGAUGAAGAGGGAAGCUUGGAGGAUGACUUGGCCGAAGGCGAUGGUAGUGAAGGCCAAGAGGAUGGUGGUCACGAAGGCGAUGGGAGUGAAGGAGAAGAAAACGAGGAUGCUACAGAACGGGAAGACAACUACGAAGGGGGGAGCGAAGGAGAUGAGGGUGGGGCGGACGACGACGACGGCGGGAAUAGAGGGUCACAGAAAAGGCGGGAACUGUCUUCCCGUGCCACAAGUCAUGAUGGUCCGGCAGAAGAUGACGAUGUGUUGCAUGGAACACGGAGGUCUAGACCAAAGACGAAAGCAAAGGCCGAGGAGACAAAGGAAGUUGCGGACUCUGGGGACGAAGCGGCGGGGGUCGACCCGAGACAUACAGCGUCAAAGCCUGGAGAGUUGACCAACGACACCAUCGACACCACGAGAUGUUUUUUCCUGGAAUACGACGAGGACGGCAAUGCGAUAGAUCGUCCUACCCAAGUGUUCGUUGAUGUGGUCAAAAUACUGCCCAACCCUUCGGAAGGCGUGCAAUACAACCACAGACCGUUGAACGAGAUGUUGGUCACCUCCAUCAGGGAUGCAAUGGAACACCCGGAAAAGCAGAAGGAGUGGGACAGAAACAUGUGGAUUCUUGCUCCUGUCGUUGAGGUGCAGAAGGAUGGCCGGAAGCAGUGGGAACGUGUGAAGCUGGAGGAGUGGGAUGAUGACAAGGUUGCCUCCUACCAUUGGUACACAGUGGCCGGCCAACAUACAGCGGAGGCAACAAAGAGGCUGGUCGCUGCAAAAUCGUCUGCUGCCCACAACUGGGGCGUGCAUUCUUGGAAGGCGCGGGUUGUGUAUUUUGACGAUGACCAUUUGGAGGGAGGCCUGUGGCAGAGUAUGAAAGAGCCAAAAGGUGAUUGGCAUCAGGCAAAGAUGGUGGAAGAGAGGACUGCACAGCGUGACCAAUAUCAUGAGUUCGUACGGAAAGCUAUACGAAUGACUCAUGACACAUCACUCUGGAAUCAGUCGUUGGCGAAAAGAUUUGUGAGGAAUUGGUCAAACCUUUUGAGACCCUACAUGUGUCUUGCGGCGAGCGGCAGGGUUGUGUGGAAUCUGGUUGAGAAGUUCUUUGACAAAUGGGAAAAAGACGAACUGCCAGGGCAGGACGGAGUGAGACAAGUGGAUCAGGAAGGGAAAGCAGGCGAGGCGGCAGGACCGGGCCCUGCAGCGAAGACGGUGAAAGGCAAGAAAGUGUUGGUGCACUACGUCCAGUCCAACAAAAGCUCAUCGGGUUUCUAUGUUUGCAUCAAUAAUCCCCCCGCGAGCGCAUGGAAGGUGUUCGACAAUUUCACAUCAAGGGAGAAGGAAAUGACCCUCGAGAAAAUACUUGCGAGACACGUUGUCGUCACGAUCGGAAGGGCAUUUGUGAAAAAACUGAUGAACAUGCAAGACCUGUACGUGGAGGUGAGAAGGGAGAGAUAUAUGGUUCGCAUGUUUAACUAUGUCCUCUUCAAGAUAGUGCAGAGGUCGGAGGAGGAGUGAAAUGCCAAGUUCUUCAUUGGCUACGAUACCAUAAUGAGGCGGUUUACACCACAAGGGUUGACGACAGAAAAAUGGGAAGAAACAAAGUCCAAGAUCGUAG